GCUCAGUGGAGGUUCAUGCAAGAGGAGUGGCCAGCUAUAAAGAAAGCCAAGUUUCAUCGCACAGAGAUGAAAGAGACAUCUGACGUAACACACGUCAAGUCAAUGGUGCUUGACCGUCUAGGAUUCAUCCCUACGUUCUUUUUUCUGACACAAGUAUUUGGGGUGCGUGACUAUGGUAGCCCAUAUCGUAAUGUCGAAAAGGGUCUGCCGCUCCUGUAUGCGCUGAUCACAGGAGAUUCAUGGUCUACAAUGUAGACGGACAUGACACAAGAGCCAGCUACAUCGGUGCUGACAAGCCAAGUCUCUACUCUUAUAAACUCAAGAAGUCGGGUUUUCGUAUUCAAGUGUGUUCAGACAUGAACAAUAUCAUACUGUUUGCAUCCAAGCCAGCUCCUUGUCGAGAUUUCAAUGAUGGGACCAUGCUUGUGAAGAUGAACAUUGCAUCGCACAUACACAAGCUAGACUGUAUUGCUCUUGACGGUGGCUACAGUGGGUUCGUUAGACAACUUGUCGAACCAUCAAAUGCACUGUCCUACGAGAACUUCUGUUAUCCUGUGCGCAAGACUAGAGGGAUCGCCAUGACAGACCAAGAGUUACAUUACAAUAAAGCGUUUGACGCAAAGACGUUUGAUCUCCAAUUCAAGCUUUGUUGCCUGCUUAUGAAUAUCAAGAGAGUCGUGUCAAUCCAUAAUAUCCCCACUCAGACGCACCACACAUUCUGGAUGCAAGAUGCGCUUGACUUUCCAGACAAUAAUGAGUAUCAGGUUGCUUAUGAGAAGCUCCCCAACAUCAAAGUUAAACUAAAUCAUGGUCGAAGUCUUUUAGAAUUACAAGAAGCGUUCCUAUCUGUAGCUAGUUCGCAGCCUAACAUACUAGACACUGCAGAUGAGACUAUGGCAGAGACAGCGCAGGAGGGAUACGAGGUUGCUAGGAUUUUAGACCAUCGCGGAGAAGGUGAGGACAUGGAGUUUCUGGUUCAAUGGGAAGGCUUCGAUAUCUCUGAGGCAACAUGGGUGGCUCUACAGCAUUCCAACUACAAACAGUGCAUCCAAGACUACUGGAGAACGAAAAUCAGCUUCUAG
This is a messenger RNA of Lobosporangium transversale, 1082 nucleotides long. RefSeq lists its product as hypothetical. The record is from RefSeq and is a predicted model, not a curated record. NCBI's taxonomy places the organism in Eukaryota, Fungi, Mortierellomycota, Mortierellomycetes, Mortierellales, Mortierellaceae. The transcript is spliced from 2 exons. Bases 240 to 1082 code for a protein of 280 amino acids.